CAUAAAGCAUGAAAGAAUCUCAAAAAGAAGAGGCUGGACCAGCAAGAGAGUAUAUAAAUGAAGGUUUGGCUAGCCAUCUUCCUCAAGGAACACACACUCAGGCUUAACUACGGAUUCUCAGAGUGCAGUGAACAGCUAAGCAUUCCAAAAUGCUGCAUUAUUUUGUGGUAUUCUCUUGCCUUUAUGCCAUGAGCAUGACCAUGCCUUUACCUGUUUAUUACUCGUACUCCCCUGCUGCGGGGGAAGGCAGUGGAACUGAAUUUUCCACCGCAUAUGAGGGUCGCAUCACUGGAGUCAGAGUUUAUGAAUAUCCCUACUAUGGAUACUACUACAACAACUACCUCAAUGGGCUCCAGUUGCAAUAUGACGGUAACUGGACAGCACUGGUUGGCAUGAACGGUUAUGGCAAUCAAAGGGAGAUGACACUCUUCGACAACGAAUAUUUUGUUCAAGUCUCUGGAAAGUAUUACUCUGGUUACAUCUCUGAGCUUAUGUUUGUCACUAAUGAGGGGCGCUCUUUCAAAGUGGGGCAGCCAACUGGACUUUCAUUUAACUUCUACCCAACCCAUGAUGGAAGUGAACUACGUUUCCUCAGCGGUCGACAGAAUGGAUUUGCCCUGACCUCCAUUGGGGCUCACUGGGCUGUGUUUAACAACAAUUCGACUGCAUCAUAAAGACAGAAAUGUCUCUCUGGCUAAGAAUUGUGUGUUUAUUUGGGGAAAAUGCAAGUUAAUAAGUAACCUAAUAUUUUAGUAAUAUACCUAGUAAUAUUUUGAUUAUUGAUUUUGAUUAAGGGCUUCUCCUUUAACACAAUAAUUCCUAAAGGCUUUCAAUGAUUAUUAAACUAUUAGGCUUGAUUUUACUAUUAAAGUUGAUUUUUUGUAUUAAAAUUUAUCAAAACAAAUGUUAUACUUUGUUUCAUUAUAUGAGGAUCACAAUAAAACUGACUUAAAAUGUU
This is a messenger RNA of Megalobrama amblycephala (Wuchang bream), 958 nucleotides long. RefSeq names its product zymogen granule membrane protein 16-like. The transcript is spliced from 4 exons. Bases 150 to 674 code for a protein of 174 amino acids. The record is from RefSeq and is a predicted model, not a curated record. NCBI's taxonomy places the organism in Eukaryota, Metazoa, Chordata, Actinopteri, Cypriniformes, Xenocyprididae.